Danio rerio (zebrafish) is the source of this 2550-nucleotide messenger RNA. Lineage: Eukaryota; Metazoa; Chordata; Actinopteri; Cypriniformes; Danionidae. The record is from RefSeq and is a predicted model, not a curated record.
UUUGCUGCCCAGUCAAGCAUAAGGAAGUCAAAAGCACGUUUGCUGGUUGCUUUAUGUCUGCUGCGCACACAGAAACAUAAAGAUGCUGUUAAGAAAUCUUGUAAUCGCUUCAGUGGCAGUUGUGUUUUUGGUGUCCAGUGUAUCAGCGGCUCCUGUUGAAGAUAAGGAGCCCGAGGAAAAUGACUUUGAGGCUGAAGAGGGUGAAGAAGAGCUGUCUGAGGAGGAAGAGGAUGAUGAUGACUCCAAAGGUCAGCAUAUGAAGGGAGCCGGAUCUCAGCAGGCCACCACAGCACCCAAAGGCUUGGGUUUAACUCCUGGCAGCGGCGUCGUGGGCGAAUCCCCAAACGGUCACAAACUUAAUGGUGGCACUCAAACGGGCCAAGUCUCGUCAAGCAGCACAUCCACAGCUUCAGGAGGAGCAAAUGGAGGUAACGGUAGAGACGGGUAUUCACAUUCAUCUGGCUCAAGUUCUCAAGACGCAAGUUACGAUGGACAAGAUGGGUCCAAAUCUGAGAUAGCCCCUCCAGGCGUAGGAACUGGAGGUGCGGGUGCUAAUGGAGGUUCAGGAUCUAAAGUCCCAGGCACAGAAGGGGGCGUCCAUUCAGUGUCCAUUUCUAUUGUGUCAUCAGGUCAAGGGUCAUCAGGCCACAUAUCAGCAGGUCAUGGGUCAGUGAUGUCAUCAAGCCAGUCGUCUGGCAGGCCUUCAGCAGGACAGACAUCAGACGCUGCAGGUGUCGUUUCAUCCGAGGUCCAGCCUACAGGGUCGGAUGGAUUCUCUCCACAAUAUGAAAAUGGAGAAACAUCUCAAGAUGGAUCUCAGAUCGAGCCUCCAGAAAUCCCUGAGACAGAAUCUAACGGUAAUGGACAUAAACAGCUACUGAAUGGAGGGGAAACAGGAUUCACGGGACUAGAUCAUUUCAUGGCAGGUACAUCUCAGAUACAAGGCACAGGUGGUUUUGAUUCAUUUGGCGCAAGCCCCCAUCUGGCAAUUACAGGCGUAAUAGACCAGUCAAGCCACGACUUUCUUGUUGGCUUAAUGGGUGGAUUGGGAGAAAGCUUUGGUCCAGACACCCAAACGGACGGUCUAGGUACGCUUUUAGACCUCUUAGACACUCCUGCAGACGUUCAGCCCACAUGCCUAGUAACUGACGCUGUCUCAACAGAUCACAUGGGACUCGCUUUUCAGGUGGAUUCGGCAGCCGCUGGCCUGAGUCCAGGGCAGUCGUCCAGUGGCGGUCCGGUUCUAGACGCUCCUCCAGACUCUGCAGGACCGGAUUAUCUCUCUGUUGACAAUGGGAACGGUGAUUAUAGCCACUCAGUCAGCACGUCUGAUAAUGGAGCACCAUCAAAAUUACCGGCCGAUACAACAGAUUCAUCAGUAGUGUUGGACACAGCGUCACAUCCGGCUCAUUCCUUCAUAGACUAUUCAGAUGGAGGAGCGGAUAAUAACGGUGCAGAUAACGGCGCAGAUUCACACGAUACAAACGGAAAUGGCAAUGGUCGACACAAACCUGUGGUAGACGUACAGAAAGGUGACCCCUCAGGCGUUCAUCUCGACCUCAGUGGAGCAGGAGCGGAGACACAUCACACAGCUGGAGACCACCAUACAGUCAGCUCACUUGCAGAUGCAGUUGGCGCACUUGGUUUAAGUGACCACACUCUCAGUCCUUACGCUGAUACGACUGGACAUGAUGGUGUCACUGGUGCAGGAGCACAGACAGAUAUGGCAGGUGCUGCAGGUGAGCCAGUGACUGAUGGACAGGCUCAAAUUGACAUGACAGGACAGGGACACUUAGCUGUGACUGACGGCAUGCCAAAUUACACAGAUUCUGUGCUCGCGACCGGGACUGGAUUUACAGAUGCCUCAGAGACACAUAGUAUCAUGGUUCAGACAGACUUACCAGUCACAGGGGGUCCAUUCACAGCGGGUUCCUCACAGACAGAUGCCAUGGGGACAGGCCAGCCUGGUGCUACGGAGCAGACACAGCCAGCUGCUUGUUCUGUCCAGUAUCAGCAGGUGAACAGUACCACACAUCUGGUCAGGGUCCUGAAGGUGCAGAAAAUGUGGAACUGGAAGAUUCCUGCUGAUUUCCACAUGAAGCCGCGCGUGAGGUUUCUGCGCUACAGAUUUCAGUGUACAGACCAGUACGCCUGGCAGAGGAACCGCCAACCGGCCCGCUAGACUUUAGCUCUCCUUUGUGCGUAUGUGUGUGUGCGCGAGUGUCUGUUUGUCUGAUUUUGGACUAUUUAAGCAUUCAGAGGAUAUACUGUAACUUAACGUUUUAUUGCGUCUGUUUAUAAAAGUGCCCUGUAAGUAUUUCAUUCAUUGGGUAAAAGUCAAACUUUGAGCGAGAGAUUAUUCGAAAUUCGAAAUGUAUUUGUGUAAAUUCAAUGGUUUUAUUUUUCCUCCCCCAUAAAUGUUGCUACUGUGUUUUCCAUGCCUAGAUGUUUGAGCGAUAUUCUUCCCAGAUGUCACGAAUUGUAUAUUGCUGAAUGUGUCAUUUGAAGAUAAUCUUUACAUUAAAUUGAACAUCUAUUUUGAACAUCAAA